Molecule: messenger RNA, 1139 nt
Organism: Equus caballus (horse)
Lineage: Eukaryota; Metazoa; Chordata; Mammalia; Perissodactyla; Equidae
Product: folate receptor beta
Biological process (GO): fusion of sperm to egg plasma membrane involved in single fertilization; sperm-egg recognition; cell adhesion
Cellular component (GO): external side of plasma membrane
Molecular function (GO): signaling receptor activity
Source: RefSeq, a predicted model, not a curated record
CUUACAGUCUACCCUGCACUGAGGUCAGAGACCGCUGGGGACAGUCCAGGGGCCUGGAGCAGUUGCCAGCCUGGAGAGAGGCCAAUCCAGACGCAGCUGCGUGCUCCCAGCAGCAAAGGAGGCUCAGGUAAAGUCCAGAAACAGGGAGAUCUUAAGCCAAGUCCAGAGAAAAGGGACAGAAAGACAUGGCCUGGAAAUUGAUACCACUUCUGCUGCUUCUGGCCUGGACAGCCUCCACAUCCAGCGCCCGGGACAGGACAGACCUGCUCAACGUCUGCAUGGACGCCAAGCACCACAAGGCAAAGCCGGGCCCUGAGGACAAGCUGCACGACCAGUGCAGUCCCUGGAAAAAGAACGCCUGCUGCUCGGUCAACACCAGCCGGGAGCUGCACAAGGACACCUCCCUCCUGUACAACUUUAACUGGGACCACUGCGGCAAGAUGGAGCCCGCCUGCAAGCGCCACUUCAUCCAGGACACCUGCCUCUAUGAGUGCUCCCCCAACCUGGGGCCCUGGAUCCAGCAGGUGGACCAGAGCUGGCGCAAAGAGCGUUUCCUGGACGUGCCCCUGUGCAAAGAGGACUGUGAGAGCUGGUGGGAGGCCUGCCGCACCUCCUACACUUGCAAGAGCAACUGGCACAAGGGCUGGGACUGGACCUCAGGGUCUAACAAGUGUCCAGCUGAGGCCACCUGCCGCACAUUUGAGUCCUACUUCCCCACGCCUGCUGCCCUGUGUGAGGAACUCUGGAGUCACUCCUACAAGGUCAGCAACUACCGCCGAGGGAGUGGCCGCUGCAUCCAGAUGUGGUUCGACCCGGCCCAGGGCAACCCCAACGAGGAGGUGGCGAGGUUCUAUGCCUUGGCCAUGACUGCUGGGGCCAUGUCCCAUGGGAUGGGGCCUCUCCUGCUCAGCCUGGCCCUGAUGCCGCAGCUCUGGCUCCUUGGCUGAGCCCAGCCCUCCACAGACAUCCCCUCUGCCUGUCCCCAGCUUUGAUGACCAGGCUAGGCUCAGCUCAGCUCCUAAGCAUGCCUUCAUCCACUACCCAUCCCUCUGUCAUCCAGUUCCUGCUCCAUGGCGGGGUUCGGGGGUUCUCUGACAGCCAGUUCCAAUAAAAAGAACAACACAACCACGUCUGAUGAA